Molecule: messenger RNA, 657 nt
Organism: Pieris macdunnoughi
Lineage: Eukaryota; Metazoa; Arthropoda; Insecta; Lepidoptera; Pieridae
Source: the annotation of a GenBank genome assembly
AUGGAACCAGAUUCUACUACAUAUGAUACAGAAAAUUCUAAGAAUGAAACCUUUCCUUUCAUUACAGGGACCUGCAACAUAUCUUUAUAUAAGGAUUUAGUAAAGGAUUCUGGACAAGGCCUAGUGGAAAUGCAAAUUGUUGAAAGGCUCCAGGCGUUUGGUUUGCUUCCAAUGGUGAUGGAAUGUGUGCAAAAUGAACCUACUUGUGAAGUUGUUUGUAAGACAGCAAGGGUUGUUGAUAGGGUACAAUGGAUUUGCAAAACAUGUAAGAAGCGUCAACCUAUCCGAUCAGGCUCAUUUUUUUUCAAACUUCAGUGCUCCAUCGUUCAAGCACUGCAAAUGAUAUUAGCGUGGUGUGAAGAUGCCGAUAUUAAUGUUGCUGCUGAAUAUUUUGAUGUAAAACCACGUGUCGCUACACUAAUUUAUGACAAGUUGGAUGAAAUGGCAGCAGCUGAAAUAGCAGUAAGCAAAUUGGGAGGUCAAGACAGUGUUAUACUGACAGAGAUGUACCCGGAAUGCCUUAACCGACUCUCGCCUGAUACAACAGAUCAACCACAUAUCCAUCCCAUACUUAUGGUUGCUGAUACAAAGCAUGUACCAACUCAGUACAGAUUACAUAUUAUGAAGGAGCAUUUGAAGAAAAAAACCAAAUGCUGA